Messenger RNA from Octopus sinensis (East Asian common octopus), 4169 nucleotides. Its product is annotated as probable cation-transporting ATPase 13A3. Gene Ontology annotation, molecular function: P-type ion transporter activity; ATPase-coupled monoatomic cation transmembrane transporter activity; ATP hydrolysis activity. NCBI's taxonomy places the organism in Eukaryota, Metazoa, Mollusca, Cephalopoda, Octopoda, Octopodidae. The coding region runs from base 157 to 3987 and encodes 1276 amino acids. Gene Ontology annotation, cellular component: membrane. Gene Ontology annotation, biological process: intracellular calcium ion homeostasis. The transcript has 35 exons. The record is from RefSeq and is a predicted model, not a curated record.
AUGAGUGUGAGUGAGAGCGAAGUUAUUGUUCGAUGGAGACGUACAGACUUGCCGUCUUCCUAGUCUCUUCUCUCGUUCUUUAAUAUAUCUUAAAAAACUAUAUAUUAAUUACUGUUUUGGCUGGAGUAAUGAUCGAUUCGUCAAUCGUUUUCGAUAAUGAACCUCCGAUCAGGUAGUAUUGAAUCUGACCCAAACAUCUUUAAUGGUGUACUGGUCAACAAAAUUAUAUUGAACAAAAACACAGAUGACCAAUUGGAAUGCAUUGGUUACAAAGACAAUACAUGUAAGAAGAUAUUGUUCUACUUGUUGGUGUUCUUCACACUUGGUUUUAUACUGCUGAUUUUUUACUGGGAACCAAAAUAUGAAUUACUUCUGAAGAAAUCCCAGUGUCCUUUACUGGAGGCUGAUGCUGUUCUUCUGAAGGAUUCUUAUAACCAUGUGUUUGUUGAAAAGAUCAAGUUUAUGUACUUUGAAAAAGGCUGCUGUGUGGACUUGUACCAUGGGGACCCAAUUUACCCUGAAAACAUCACAGAAACGGAUGAAGUGGCCGCAUUAGUUAACCAACAGUAUAGUAAAGUGGAUGACCAUAAGGAAUGGUCUCUCAGAUAUUUUGAUUACCAAUAUGUCAGAUAUAUUUGGGACAUCAGGUUGCAGUCUUUUAAAAGACUGGAAGAUCUUUCCACCAACAUUUAUUGUAAAUCACUUCUAGAAGAUUUCCAUGGACUCAGCAAAGAAGUACAAGCACAAAAACGUGAGAUCUAUGGAAGCAAUGACAUCAUCAUUGAAGUGAAGUCUUACUGGAAGCUUCUUAUAUAUGAGAUUCUCAAUCCAUUUUACAUCUUCCAAAUAGCCAGCAUCAUACUCUGGGCUAUCGAUGUCUAUUAUUACUAUGCUGGUUGUAUCUUCUUUAUUUCCUGUAUGUCCAUAAGCAUUUCCUUGUAUGAAACCCACAAGCAAAGCGUGACUUUACAUGAUAUGGUCACUUCUACCAGGGAGAAGAUUCGGGUGCGCAGAAGUGAUGAACGGUUUGAUGAAGUUGAUACCAAUACAUUGGUGCCUGGUGAUGUGAUAGCCAUACCUGCCCAUGGAUGUGUUCUACAGUGUGAUGCUGUUCUUAUUACUGGAACUUGUAUAAUUAAUGAAAGUAUGCUAACCGGUGAAAGCGUUCCAGUGACAAAAACUCAGCUAAGUGGCCACGACAAUGAAAUUUACUCCCCGGCCAUUCACAAGAAAUACACUCUGUUUGCCGGUACCAAUGUCCUUCAGACCAGGUAUUAUGGACAGGCCAAGGUAUUGGCAGUAGUAGUUAGGACUGGUUUCAACACUGCGAAAGGUGAACUCAUAAGAGCCAUCUUAUUUCCAAAACCUCUCGGCUUCAAAUUCUAUAAUGAUGCUCUCAAAUUCUUGCUGUUUCUUUGCAUAGUGGCCAUAUGUGGAAUGGGGUACAGUACAUAUACCAACAUGAUACACCAUCUCACUAUCUCUAAAAUCAUCAUACGAGCUCUGGACAUAAUCACAAUUGUUGUCCCUCCUGCUCUACCAGCUGCCAUGACAGUUGGAAUGGUAUAUGCCCAAAACCGUCUGAAAAAGAGGGCCAUAUUCUGUAUUAGUCCACCUCGGAUUAACUUCUGUGGCAAGUUAGAUCUUAUUUGUUUUGACAAGACAGGAACAUUAACUGAAGAUGGCUUGGACUUAUGGGCAGUUAUUCCAACUGAUCAUAACCAGUUUCAAGGAUUGGUUUAUGAACCAGCAACGAUGCAGCCUCAAAACCCUCUGACGAUAUGUAUGGCCUCUUGUCAUUCCCUGACUAUGAUAGAUGGGGAACUUAGUGGGGAUCCUUUGGACCUGAAGAUGUUCCUCUCUCUCAAUUGGGUACUGGACGAACCUGGUAAAGACACAACACGCUUUGAUAGUCUCAUGCCGACGGUGGUGCGUCCGCGCAGCACCUCAAUCACUGCUACUGCCUCUACUUCUGACCUUACCACUACUUCUGCAGAGAAUAACGACGCCUUAUUUGCCACUUCUAAUGGUUCAUUCUUGCAUCUCGGUGAUUCUGAUUCCGUGGUGAUUCAGGAGCCCGGCAGUGAGACACGGAAAUUUGACAGUUUUUCACCAACUGUCGUUAAGCCUUGUUCCAGUGCUAGUUUUACAAAUGUGGAUCAGACUUCCCUUGAAGUCGGAAUUGUGCGACAGUUCACUUUUACCUCAAGUCUUCAGCGUAUGAGUGUGAUUGUUCGCACACUUGGUACCAACCAUAUGGACAUUUAUUCGAAAGGGGCUCCAGAGAAGAUUGCAUCACUGUGUAACCCAGACACUAUUCCCGCAGAUUUCUCUGAUACUCUCCACAAAUACACAGUGCAAGGGUUCCGUGUUCUUGCCUUAUCCUGGAAGGAACUGGACCCUAAACUCACCUGGCACCAGGCACAGCGGAUAAGCCGUGAGAAAGUGGAACAUAAUUUAAACUUCCUGGGAUUGCUUAUAAUGAAGAAUACCUUGAAACCAGAGUCAGCACCAGUCAUCAAGACUUUGCAAGCUGCAAAUAUUCGCUCAGUGAUGGUGACAGGAGAUAUGAUUCUGACAGCUGUCAGUGUUGCUAGGAACUGUGGAAUGGUGAAGCCAAAAGAAAAUGUGAUCAUCGUUAACGCCUCACCUCCAGAAGAUGGCCAGGAAGCUCAGAUCCAUUGGGAACAAUCUGAGUCCGUCACAGAUGACUCUCUCAGUGAAUCUGAUCAAGAGAAUUGUCCUCUUCUUCUGUUUAAUGAAACCCAAGAACAGGGUUACCAUUCCAUUCGAUGUGAAUCUGACAGUAAAAGGUAUCACUUUGCAGUGUCCGGUAAAGCCUUUUCUGUGCUGAAGACGUACUUUCCCCAGUUACUAAACCAGGUCUGCGAAAGAGGAACAAUAUUUGCCAGAAUGUCUCCGGAUCAAAAGGCUCAAUUAGUGGAGAAAUUUCAAGAACUGGAGUAUGGAACUGGUUUCUGUGGUGAUGGUGCUAAUGAUUGUGAGGCAUUAAAGGCUGCCCAUGCUGGUAUCUCUCUGUCAGAGACUGAAGCUUCAGUAGCUGCUCCUUUCACUUCCAAAAACCAAAACAUUGAAUGUGUUGUAUCUGUGAUAAAGGAAGGUCGAGCUGCUUUAGUCACCUCUUUUGGUUGUUUCAAAUACAUGGCCCUCUACAGCAUCAUCCAGUUUGUAUCAGUGCUCAUCCUUUAUACUUUUGCAACCAAUCUUGCAGAUUUCCAGUUCCUUUACAUUGAUUUAAUCAUCACAACCUCUGUUGCUGUUCUCAUGGGUUACACACAGUCCCAUAACAAGUUAGCUGUGAAGAAACCAGCAGGAAGUCUCAUCAAACUCACCAAUAUAUUUUCUAUACUCUCACAGAUACUCGUAGCUAUUUGUUUCCAAACUUCCGCAUUUCUCUACCUACAAAAUCAAAGCUGGUAUAAACCUGUAAAGAAGAUCACCAGUGAUGACGUUGUCAAGUGUUCCGAAACCACUCUUGUAUUUUUAGUAUCCUCGUUCCAGUACAUUUUUGUAGCUUUUGCUUUCUCGAAAGGACCACCUCACCGUAAACUAUUUUAUACAAAUGUACCAUUUACAUCCGUUACAGUACUAUUAGUUGGUUUCACACUAUUACUUCUGCUUCAUCCAUUUUCAUUUCUGGCUGAGUUUUUCCAGAUGGUCCCCUUUGAAAAUACUCACUUCAAAACAAUCCUGUUGGUGAUAAUAGCAUGCAAUGCUGUUAGUUGUUUAUUUAUUGAGUUUUUAAUUGUCGAUUUCAAUAUCUUUUCCCGCCUACGGAGAAAAUUUCAGUGGCGGAAAAGGAAAGUGAAACUGCACAAAAAACUGGACCGCCAAUUACAUUUGAUGUGUGACUGGCCACCAGUCGGCAACUGUACGUAUGCGUCAGACUUUUUGGCCAAUAACACUGUCGCCAACAGCAUCACAGAGCAGAAUUCUAUGGAUACAUCUAUAGAAAUGAGCAGAUGACAUCUAAUUGUGUUUAAUCUCUUAUCAAAGUACAUUUCUUCUUAAACUAUUUCUAAAACAUCUCACUUCUCUACUAAAUAUUUCUUAGCCUUGGUUAAAGUACCAGCUAUCUAUCAGUGUAAAGAAAAGUGUGUGUGUAUUUGUGUGUGUGUGUGUGUGUGUGUAUAUAUAUAUAUAUAUAU